Messenger RNA from Erigeron canadensis, 852 nucleotides. RefSeq lists its product as uncharacterized. The transcript is spliced from 3 exons. Bases 1 to 852 code for a protein of 283 amino acids. Lineage: Eukaryota; Viridiplantae; Streptophyta; Magnoliopsida; Asterales; Asteraceae. The record is from RefSeq and is a predicted model, not a curated record.
AUGUAUGAUAGGGCGAGGAUCGGUGUUCGAACACCGGUGGGAAGCAUAGAGCUUUUCUCGGUAGAAAUGGGCCUACACCAGGGUUCGACGCUUAGCCCAAACCUUUUUACAUUGAUCUUAGAUGAGUUGUCCAGUGGCCUUCAGGAGGAACUACCGUGGUGCAUGAUUUUUGCCGAUGACAUUGCACUGAUUGCGAGAUCGACAGAGGAGCUAAAUCGUAGGUUAGAGAAAUGGAGAGAAGCCCUUGAAGACAAUGGUUUGUGUGUGAGCCGAGAGAAGACUGAAUACCUACGAUGUGACUUCGAUAAACAGGAGAUAAGACAAAAUGAGGAUGAGGUACCUGGGAUCGGUGAUACACAAAUCGGGGGGGAGGGGAUAGACGAAGAUGUGAUACAUCGAAUCCAAGCUGGAUGGAUGCGGUGGAGAGCAGCUUCUGGAGUCAUGUGCGACAAGCGGAUCCCGCUACAACUGAAAGGCAAGUUCUACAGAGUCGCUAUUAGACCGACUAUGUUAUACGGGUCAGAAUGUUGGCCGAUGACCAAAGUCCAAGCAUCUCGAGUAGAGGUAGCAGAGAUGACGAUGCUAAGGUGGUCUUGCGGGAAGACCCUAUCAGACAGGAUUCUCACGGGAGUUUUUAGAGCCGAACUUGAAGUAGGGACCAUCAUUAACAAGUUAAGAGAAGGGCGCUUGAAAUGGUUUGGCCAUGUUAGGAGAAGGGAUCGAUCAACACCACUAAGGAGAGUGGAUUUUAUUUACGUCAAAGGCACACGAAGAAGGGGAAGGCCUAAGAUGAGGUGGGAGGACCGAUUAGCGAAGGACCUAAUAGAACUUGGUUCAUUGCUCAUGGCAUGA